Brachypodium distachyon (stiff brome) is the source of this 837-nucleotide messenger RNA. Its product is annotated as 40S ribosomal protein S11. Lineage: Eukaryota; Viridiplantae; Streptophyta; Magnoliopsida; Poales; Poaceae. The transcript has 6 exons. Gene Ontology annotation, biological process: translation. Gene Ontology annotation, cellular component: ribosome; cytosolic small ribosomal subunit. Gene Ontology annotation, molecular function: structural constituent of ribosome. The record is from RefSeq and is a predicted model, not a curated record. Bases 146 to 628 code for a protein of 160 amino acids.
ACAGAAAGAACGUUCUAAAUUCCAAAACUUCUUGUUUCUGUUGAAGUUCGUUCAUCACACCUUUGGCGUUAGGGUUCGCCUGGUUUGAGCCGUCACCGCCCCGCCCCAGCUCUGCCCUUCGCCGCCGGACACCUCCCGGUCUCCAAUGGCGGAGCAGACUGAGAAGGCUUUCUUGAAGCAGCCAAAGGUCUUCCUUUGCCCAAAGAAAUCUGACAAGGGGAAGAGACCUGGCAAGGCAGGUAAUCGCUUCUGGAAGAAUGUUGGCCUCGGCUUCAAGACCCCCAAGGAAGCGAUUGAAGGGGCCUACAUCGACAAGAAGUGCCCAUUCACUGGAACUGUUUCUAUCAGAGGCAGAAUUAUUGCUGGAACAUGCCACAGUGCCAAGAUGAACAGGACUAUCAUCAUCUGCAGGAACUACCUACACUUUGUGAAGAAGUAUCAGAGGUACGAGAAGAGGCACUCCAACAUUCCAGCUCACAUUUAUCCUUGCUUCCGGGUCAAGGAAGGAGACCAUGUCAUCAUUGGUCAGUGCAGGCCUUUGUCAAAAACUGUGAGGUUCAACAUCCUUAAAGUCAUUCCAGCGGGAUCCACAGGUGGCACUGGGAAGAAGGCAUUCACCGCUGCUUGAGCUUACCGAAAUUGUCUAGUCUAGAAGUAGUUAUAGAUAAAAGUUCAUUCUUCUGAACAUGUUCAUGAAAUCUAUCCGUGCAAGUUUUGUUUAGAUAUCACUGGUCAUGCAAAUUGUGGUAGCUGUUGCCCACUGGUUGGCUGGUCGGAUGGUGUACCAUAUGCACCUUAUUUGAAGCAAUGGCAUCAGCAGCUUGUUUUCUUAUCUUA